AUGACCACUGAGAAGUUCGUGGACAUCCCUUCCGGAUUGCAAUCAUGUGCAGCGUCUCCUUUGUUCCAGUAUUUGCACAUGAGCCUGGAACAGUUGGCCGAACUGGCAAGAGACGACUCGCGCAUGCUGGACCUGUGCCAGUCAGCACAAGAUGGGCUGGUCAGGGAGUAUGCCAUAUUUCUGUUGGAGAAAAGCUGUGGCGGACUAGCUGUGCCCAGUGAGAUGCUGAGUCUUCAGCUAAUGCUUGGUAACUUGUCGACGGUUCUGCAACUGUGCAGCGAGUGCCCCCUGGGACAAGACGCAGUUGCCGCACUGGCGAAGGAGGCCGGUGGAGCAAACGGACUGGGUCCUCGAUUUGGAUGCAGUGUCACUGGGGCACAAGUAGAAGCUGAGCAGUCAGCCUAUGAUCUGGAGGAAUGGCGCAAGCGCAUGGAAGAACAAGCAACACAAUGCUUGUGCAAAUUGCUUUGGACGGAGCUGUCGCGAAUCAGCCAACAAGAGACCGGUGAAAGCCAUGCUGUUAAGGCAUGGACCCGGCUCUACGCCCUUGCAGAGCCGCACUUGCUCGCAGCACGUAUGCUAAAGAGAGGUCCUGCAGGUGGGCAGCUUCAGGUGAUGUCCCUUUUUGUGUUUCUUUUGGGCAGCGACGCUUCAUCCAGCAUUCCGCUGGCGUGCCUUUGCGAGCUGAAAGUACGCCGGAGUUUGGUUGUGAAGAUACUGUACCAUCAGGGUGCUGACUUCAAAGCCAAGCUGGCUCCUGGAAGGCAAGAGGACAUGCUCGCAAGCUUCUGGCGUGGAUGGCCAAGAGGACAAGUCCUUCUCUCGGACGAGCUUGCAGUCCUCGCGAUCUCGAAGCUUGGCCUGGAUCAAAUUGCAGAAGACUUGGUCUGCGAGGAGCGUCGAUACCUGCCGCCAUAUGUUGCCCAAAGCCGGGACAAUGCUUCCAGGUUGGCAGAUCUCUGUUUCGCCUGGAGAUGCGACGCCUUGUGCACAACAAACGGUCAUGAUCCGAGAGUCGUUGACUCAAUCGAACUUGCAGCUUGGGAGUUUGUAUUCACCAAGCACCUGGCACGACUCUUGAGUGAAGACGACGUGCAAGUGGACGAUUUGCUUCGCUGCUCGGUCAAGACGCUGCCCUUCUGCGUGAAGCCUCGCAACUUUUCUUGGCGGCUCACGGUCCAGUCGCCUGCCUCAGAACAGUCCUUGGCCAGCGGCCUCGAAAAGCACGUGUUUCUGAAGGAGGUGUACUACCAGCGCGGCUGGCAAUACCUUCAGGCUCGAGAUUUUGACUGUAACUUGGUCAGCAGCGCUGGCUGGAAUUUGGUGCAUGGUCAGCAGGAGCUGUUGCAGCGCGAGGAUGUGAGAACUGCAGCCAUCCCAGCCGUGCCGGAAAUCUUGCCGCUCAGCAUCUUGGAGACUGGCUUUGCCGACUUUCCUGUUCCUCCCAUCCAAUUCAUGGAGCACUGCGGCUACUGGGCAGCAUAUGUAGAGGCAGACUAUCGAUCCUUGUCGAGCUUCUUGCAAGAUGCUUUGGCCAAACCUGGCGAAGAUUUGAUGUUCAAGGCUUGUGUUAGUCUUCGUGAUGCACGGGGCCCGGGACAUGUCAAGACCAUGUUGAUCCUGCUAGUCUAUCACGGCUACUAUACGUUGGAGGCCAAUGCGAGCCUCCACAUGAUGCUGGAAUGGCUACCCAAGUUGGCGCAAGCGCUGGACAUGUCAGAUGAGGAGCGUCACAUCUUCGCCUGCUUGAUUGAUCCAGCGGGAUACCAGCCGGGCUACAACUUGCAGAAUUCUGUCGCUCAGAUGUUCCAGCUCGACUGCAACGACCAGCUGCAGGUGCAGGUCCGCCACUGCCUUGUCAACGGCCUUGCUUGCUGCCUGUCGAUGCAGGGUGACAGGAGGUAUCAUUUCUGGCAGCAUGUUGUCGACCCUGGAUCUUUGCACGGCACGUACGGAUUUGGCAGCACCUCAAACAGAGCGAUCGGAAGCAUCCACUAUGACUGCGGAUGUGUCUUCGAGUUUGACGGGAAGCUGCGGAGAAUGGAGGCCAAUCCCCACUGGCCCGCUCCAGCCGCAGUGGCCAGCUACUUCCAAAGUUAUGGAGCCUUCUGCCUCAGUUUCGCCUUUUUUCCAGAUGUUGCCGUCAGCUUGUUAGACCGGGUCUUGACCCCUUCAUCCAUCCACUCCCAGCGUGAGAGCCUUGGACCCCGAAGAGUAGAAGACGGGUGUUCUGUGACGUUCUAG
This is a messenger RNA of Symbiodinium necroappetens, 2244 nucleotides long. The record is from the annotation of a GenBank genome assembly. Lineage: Eukaryota; Dinophyceae; Suessiales; Symbiodiniaceae.